AUGGAAGCAGAGGAAGACAAAGAGGCGCAGGUUGCUGCGUGGUUGAAAAAAAUAUUUGGAGAUCACCCCAUUCCGCAAUAUGAGGUGAAUCCUCGGACCACGGAGAUUUUACAUCACCUUUCAGAACGCAACAGAGUCCGGGACAGGGAUGUCUGCCUGGUAAUAGAGGACUUGAAACAGAAAGCAAGCGAAUAUGAAUCAGAAGCCAAGCACCUUCAAGACCUUCUCAUGGAAAGUGUGAAUUUUUCCCCUGCCAAUCUGUCUGGCGCUGGUUCUAGGUACCUGAAUGCUUUGGUUGACAGUGCAGUGGCCCUUGAAACAAAGGAUUCCUCACUAGCUAGUUUUAUCCCCGCAGUGAAUGAUUUGACGUCUGAUCUUUUCCGUACCAAAUCCAAAAAUGAAGAAAUCAAGCUUGAAUUGGCGAAACUUGAAAAAAAUCUAACUGCAACUUUAGUGUUGGAAAAAUGUCUACGAGAGGAUCUAAAGAAGGCAGAGUUGCAUCUGUCUACGGAAAGGGCCAAAGUUGACCAUCGUCUUCAGAACAUGGAUUUCCUAAAAGCAAAGUCAGAGGAGUUCAGAUUUGGAAUCAAAGCUGCAGAGGAGCAACUUUCCACCAGAGGCAUGGAUGCUUCUCUGUCUCACCAGUCUCUCGUAGCGCUCUCAGAGAAAUUGGCAGAACUAAAACGACAGACAAUACCUUUGAAGAAAAAAUUGGAGUCCUAUUUAGAUUUAAUGCCGAAUCCGUCGCUUGCUCAGGUGAAAAUUGAAGAAGCAAAGCGGGAACUAGAUACCAUUGAAGCUGAGCUUACAAAGAAAGUAGAUAUGAUGGAACUGUGACCAGAGUCCAGUAAGCUUCAUCGUCCCUAACAAAGUAAAUUGAAUAG
Molecule: messenger RNA, 884 nt
Organism: Puma concolor (puma)
Lineage: Eukaryota; Metazoa; Chordata; Mammalia; Carnivora; Felidae
Gene: HAUS1
Product: HAUS augmin like complex subunit 1
Biological process (GO): centrosome cycle; spindle assembly
Cellular component (GO): cytosol; HAUS complex
Source: RefSeq, a predicted model, not a curated record